ACCACGCCGGGCUGCUGCCGGGCUGCUAGCUGGGGAGCGUUUGCUGACCCUUCCUAGCCCAGCGGCCCCGGUCCGGACAACCAGGCAUGAAGAUCACGAGGCAGAAACACGCCAAGAAGCAUCUGAGCUUCUUCCGCAACAAUUUCGGGGUUCGGGAGCCGUACCAGAUUCUCCUGGAUGGCACCUUCUGUCAGGCGGCGCUGCGGGGCCGCAUCCAGCUGCGGGAGCAGCUGCCCCGCUACCUCAUGGGGCAGACGCAGCUGUGCACCACCAGGUGUGUGUUAAAAGAGUUAGAAACAUUGGGGAAAGAAUUAUAUGGGGCAAAACUGAUUGCACAAAAAUGCCAGGUGAGAAAUUGUCCACAUUUCAAGAAUGCAGUCAGUGGCUCCGAAUGUCUACUCUCCAUGGUUGCAGAGGGAAAUCCUCAUCAUUAUUUUAUGGCAACACAGGAUCAGAAUUUGUCCAUGAAAGUAAAGAAAAAGCCCGGCAUUCCUCUCAUGUUUAUUAUUCAGAACACUAUAGUCUUAGACAAACCUUCUCCCAAGACAAUUUCCUUUGUUAAAGCAGUAGAAUCAGGUCAGCUAGUCUCUGUGCAUGAGAAACAAAGUAUCAAGCAACUCAAGGAGGAACAGGGGUUGGUGAAAAACCCUGAACAGAGAAGAAGAAAAAAGCACAAAAAAGUAAGUGGCCCCAAUCCUCUUAGCUGUUUGAAGAAAAAGAAAAAAGUUCAGGAUACAAAAUCACCAGCCUCUGAAAAGAAAAGAAAAAGAAACAGAAUCCGGAACAGACCUACUGCAGGACUACUUUCUGAAAAAAAAAAUGCAGAAGGAUAAUGAAUCCUCUGGAUUCUUUUAAAGACAUUCAAAUAUGAAAAAUAAAUUUCCUUUAAAAACUGAUGGAGUACCUACAAUAAAAGACCUUAUUUUUCUA
Molecule: messenger RNA, 930 nt
Organism: Condylura cristata (star-nosed mole)
Lineage: Eukaryota; Metazoa; Chordata; Mammalia; Eulipotyphla; Talpidae
Gene: UTP23
Product: UTP23, small subunit (SSU) processome component, homolog (yeast)
Exons: 3
Coding region: 87-833 (248 amino acids)
Cellular component (GO): nucleolus; small-subunit processome
Molecular function (GO): small ribosomal subunit rRNA binding
Source: RefSeq, a predicted model, not a curated record